Molecule: messenger RNA, 1838 nt
Organism: Brienomyrus brachyistius
Lineage: Eukaryota; Metazoa; Chordata; Actinopteri; Osteoglossiformes; Mormyridae
Product: potassium voltage-gated channel subfamily S member 2
Exons: 3
Coding region: 271-1764 (497 amino acids)
Biological process (GO): potassium ion transmembrane transport; regulation of delayed rectifier potassium channel activity; protein homooligomerization
Cellular component (GO): membrane; voltage-gated potassium channel complex
Molecular function (GO): protein binding; delayed rectifier potassium channel activity
Source: RefSeq, a predicted model, not a curated record
ACGCCGUAGCGGGACGGGGUUCAGUCAGCUGCGGUAAUUCAGGGGCACCGAGCGGCUUUGGACCGGUGAACGGAUUUAUUUCGUGGUUAAAAAUAAAUAUAAAAUCAAUCGCAGCGACUGAGAUCAGACUUUCGGAUAACAAUUGGAGGACGAGUCUGUGAUGCCCGACGAGGCAGCCUCAGAUGGGAUACACGGGGUCCGUUUUUUGAUUUCACACUUUCAGCUGAAGAACGAAGUCGUCUUAGAUCUUCGUCUCCAGCAAAUGAUAGCAUGGUGAACAAGAACCCUCCCAUCUGGGUCCUAGACCGUGAGGACCAGCUGGUCCACAUCAAUGUUGGGGGCCUGAAGCAGAGUCUAUCCUCCAGCACGCUGCGAAAGUUCCCCGAAACACGCCUGGGUCGCCUACUGACCUGUGACUCUGAGGAAGCUGUCCUGCAGGUCUGCGACGACUACGAUGUGCAGCAGAAAGAAUUUUACUUUGACCGCAAUCCAAGACUCUUCCCAUAUGUGCUCCACUUCUACCACACCGGCAAGCUGCACAUCAUGGAGGAGCUGUGCGUCUUCUCCUUCUGCCAGGAGAUCGAGUACUGGGGCAUCAGCGAGUUCUUCCUCGAUAGCUGCUGCAGCUACCGCUACCACGAUCGUAAGCUGGAGAACCGUCACAAAAGCUGGGAUGAGGACAGUGAUGCCAGUAGCGUGGACACCUCUGUGGAUGAGAUAUCUGACCUCAACAAGGACAUCCAGCUGUUUCAGGAUAUGCGCUGCGGUAACAUGAGGAGGUGCCUUUGGCUCACGCUGGAGAAUCCGGGAUACUCCAUCCCUAGUAAGCUCUUCAGUUUUGUAUCCAUUACUGUGGUACUCACCUCCAUUGCUACCAUGUGCAUCAACAGCAUCCCGGAAUAUCAGCACUUUGACGAGAAUGGAAAGUUGGUAGAAGACCCCACCAUGCAGGCCCUUGAGGUCUUCUGCAUCUGCUGGUUCACCUUUGAGGUGGUGACACGCAUGCUCCUGGCACCCAACCGGAAGAAGUUCUUCCUGCACCCUCUAAACAUGAUCGACAUUGUGUCCGUGUUGCCCAUCUACAUCACGCUCCUGUUCGACUUGGUGGCCAACAGCGACAUGGAGCUUGGAAACGUGGGGAAGGUAGUGCAGGUCUUCCGCCUCAUGAGGAUUUUCCGGGUUCUGAAACUCGCCAGGCAUUCCACAGGCCUCAGGUCCCUUGGUGCCACAUUGCGGCACAGUUACCGGGAGGUGGGAAUUCUGCUGCUCUACCUGGCCGUGGGCGUGGCAGUCUUCGCAAGCAUGGCAUAUACCGCCGAAUAUGAGGAAGAUGUGGGUAUGGACACCAUCCCUGCCUGCUGGUGGUGGGGAACAGUCAGCAUGACCACGGUGGGCUAUGGUGAUGUGGUCCCUGUCACCGUGGCCGGCAAGCUGGCCGCCUCCGGCUGCAUCCUGGGUGGCACGCUGGUGGUGGCGCUGCCCAUAACGAUCAUUUUCAACAAGUUCUCCCACUUCUACCGCAAGCAGAAGGCCCUCGAGGCCUCCGUGCGUAACAGCAACAGGAAGAGGUCAGCCACAGCACAGGUGGAGGUGGACGCUGGGUCGGACGGAGACAGCCAGUGUUUGGAAGAGCUGGAGGAUGAUGAGGAAGUGGUAGACAGGCGGGAGGAAGAGGGAGGGGUGGUGAACUACAGCUAUGUUGACCAUGCGGUUCCUGCUGAAAGAUCGCCCGUAGUGAGAAGAAAGGAACUUCUGAAAGCCUGAACUCCUUCUCCGCAGCUCCAAAGAGCCAAAGACACUGUUCAACCACUGAGAUAAAACAACCCCAGGAUUUCUUU